Molecule: messenger RNA, 2185 nt
Organism: Lotus japonicus
Lineage: Eukaryota; Viridiplantae; Streptophyta; Magnoliopsida; Fabales; Fabaceae
Product: E3 ubiquitin-protein ligase XBAT33-like
Exons: 10
Coding region: 208-1725 (505 amino acids)
Cellular component (GO): nucleus; cytoplasm
Molecular function (GO): protein binding
Source: RefSeq, a predicted model, not a curated record
AGAACAUGAGAAUGAGAAUAAAAGACAAAAAAACAAAAAAGACCAUCAAGUUGAGUGGUUAGGUUGUUGUUCUUUGUUGACACAAAACCAAGAAGAAGCAAUAAGAUCAAGCAAGCAAGCACUAGUCACCUAUAACAUUGCGUGAAGAUUUCGCUGCGUUGUUGUGUGUUGUUGUGCGACGUUGACCUUCUACUGUUAGAGACAGAGAUGGGAAAUUCGUUUGGAUGCUCAGCCUCCGGUGAGAGGCUGGUGUCGGCGGCGAGGGACGGCGACUUUGUGGAGGCGAAGAUGCUUCUGAACUGCAACCCUUGUCUCGCCAAGUACUCCACCUUUGGUGGCCUCAAUUCGCCUCUCCAUUUUGCUGCUGCCAAGGGCCACAACGAGAUUGUGGCGUUGUUGCUAGAGAAUGGAGCUGAUGUGAAUUCAAGAAAUUAUUCUGGACAGACGGCCUUGAUGCAAGCUUGUAGAUAUGGGCACUGGGAAGUUGUACAGACACUUAUACUUUACAAAUGCAAUGUUAUGAGAGCAGAUUACCUCAGUGGGAGGACAGCUCUUCACUUUGCAGCUGUGAAUGGGCAUGUAAGAUGUAUUAGACUUGUUGUGGCUGACUUUGUUCCAAGUGCUCCUUAUGAAGCUCUACAUGCAGAUUCUAACAAGGGUGCUGGAUCAAAUGUGGGAGGCAAACAUGAACAUAGUGCCCUGUCCAAGUUCGUAAAUAAAGCAGCUGACGGUGGUAUCACUGCCCUUCAUAUGGCUGCGUUAAAUGGAUACUUGGAUUGUGUACAGCUGCUGCUUGAUCUUAAUGCAAAUUUGUCUGCUGUGACAUAUCAUUAUGGAACAUCAAUGGAUUUAAUAGGGGCUGGAAGCACUCCAUUGCAUUAUGCUGCUUGUGGGGGCAAUUUAAAAUGCUGUCAGAUCCUCCUUUCAAGAGGUGCAAGUCGGAUGGCUUUGAAUUGCAAUGGGUGGCUUCCUCUUGAUAUUGCAAGGAUGUGGGGUCGUCAUUGGCUUGAACCACUACUUGCACCCAGUUCUGAUGCCACAGUACCUGCAUUCCCUCAUUCAAGUUACUUGUCCUUGCCUCUCAUGAGUGUGCUCAACAUAGCCAGAGAAUGUGGCUUGCAGUCAUCUACAGCCUCCUCUGAUGAGAUUGAUUUUUGUGCGGUAUGCCUGGAGAGGCCGUGUUCAGUGGCUGCAGAAGGAUGCAGGCAUGAGCUUUGUGUGAGAUGUGCACUUUAUCUUUGUUCAACAAACAAUGUUUCUUCUGAAACACUUUGCACUCCGGGCUCUAUCCCUUGCCCCCUUUGUAGACAUGGAAUUGUCUCUUUUGUUAAGUUACCAGGUUCCCAAACAAAAGAAAAUAAAUUAAACAUGUCUCUUGGCCUGUGUACCCCUUGCAUCCUUCAUCAGCCAUCUCUUUCUCAUACACCUGAGAUUCAAAGAAACUGUGUAGAUUCUGUUCCUUCAGAGAUGCUUUGCCCCGUCACUUGUAGUCCAUUUCCAUCCAUGGCAAUUCCUCUAUGCACCUGCAAUGAUGGUUCAUGUCCAUCGUUUGAGCCCCGAGAAGCAGAAACACAAGAUGGAUCACCUCGUCAUUCCCAAGCAUCAACAACGGAUCAAGAUAAAAUUGAAGGGCCGAGACUCGAUAAAACAACCUGCUCAAGCAUGUUUUGGGGUAGAAGGAGUUGCAGCAGGGAACACCAAUGCAAUUCAGAAAUAAAUGCUUGACUUGUUUGGUGCUUGUAUGAUCAUUCUUAUGUUGUGGAUACGGUACAUUUUAGAUCAACCGAGCAGUCCACAGUUGUUAUAUUGAUCAGUCUCAGAUAGUGGAACUCAGUGGAUAUAUCAAGAAGAGAGAAAGCUGCUCUGCAGAUUUAUUUUGCUGCACAAGCUGUAUACUAUGUGAUAAAUUCUGCAACACAGCCACCUUCUGGAUGUCCUCUUGUGAAUUGUGAUGUUUAGAGAGCGUGUGUGAAAUUUCAGUUCUAGGAGAUUGUUUGUUGUGAUUUAUUGUUCAUUUUUACAAAGAAAAGUGUUUUUUUAGAUAGGAAUUGUACCUUUUUAGCAUGUGUAUCAGAUUUGGAGCAUCUGUAUAUUCUGCAUGUCAUGAAUUUUAUAGGUUUACAAAGCACACAUUUGGGAUUGAAACGACUUGCUGAAGAAGCAAUUAUAAAUACCUUUUUGUACA